Phlebotomus papatasi is the source of this 778-nucleotide messenger RNA. RefSeq names its product succinate dehydrogenase [ubiquinone] cytochrome b small subunit, mitochondrial (gene SdhD). The transcript has 3 exons. Lineage: Eukaryota; Metazoa; Arthropoda; Insecta; Diptera; Psychodidae. Gene Ontology annotation, cellular component: mitochondrial envelope; membrane. Gene Ontology annotation, biological process: tricarboxylic acid cycle; mitochondrial electron transport, succinate to ubiquinone. Gene Ontology annotation, molecular function: heme binding; ubiquinone binding. The coding region runs from base 173 to 712 and encodes 179 amino acids. The record is from RefSeq and is a predicted model, not a curated record.
UUUUCGCUGCUGGGUUUCGAAAUUGGCUUUUGUUUUUCUUAGGAGCCAACCUCAAAAACAAAAUACUUUUUCCCUUAAAAAAACUCGAAUUUGUGCAGAAAACGCUCUGAAAACGAGGUAAUUCCCUUCUAGGGAUAGCAUUUUAGUGAUUGAGUGUGAAAUUAAGGUGGCCAUGGCAUCAAUACUAGCAACAACUCUACGCUACUCUCGUCCUCUGGUGGCCAGUGCUGCCCGUUUUGGCACUAUCACCUCUGUGAGCCCCUUUAGCCAGUUGGCUGCAGCUUCCCGGCAGACUGUGCUUACCGCUGCAAAACCCAUCACCUUGGUUCCCGUGAAGCAGAUCACAACCAGCUCCGUGAAGAAGGCCAGCGCUGCAGGAGGAAGUCACCAUCAUGACAAGCUCUGGCUGUUUGAGAGGGUUCUCUCACUGGGAUUGUUAGGUUUGCUGCCAGUGGCAUUCAUCCAUCCUUCUCCAAUUGGGGAUACAAUCCUCGCUUCCGUGAUGGUUGUCCACACGUACAUUGGAUUCAAAAGUAUUGUCACCGACUACGUUCGCCCGGUGGUUUUUGGCACAGUCAUCCCGCCAAUUGCUCAGGGCCUCCUGCUCCUGCUGACCAUCGCCACGGCUGCUGGACUUAUCCAGUUCAUCCGGAAUGAUAUUGGUAUCGCUAAUGCUAUUAAGCGUGCAUGGGCAAUAAAACCAGCUCAGUAAAAUAAUCUUUACUCUUAUUAAAUUAUUGCUCUGUAAAUAAAUCUCUGGAGAGUAGUUUUGAUUCAG